Messenger RNA from Nanorana parkeri, 942 nucleotides. RefSeq names its product olfactory receptor 5V1-like. The transcript has a single exon. Lineage: Eukaryota; Metazoa; Chordata; Amphibia; Anura; Dicroglossidae. The record is from RefSeq and is a predicted model, not a curated record. Gene Ontology annotation, biological process: G protein-coupled receptor signaling pathway. Gene Ontology annotation, molecular function: olfactory receptor activity; G protein-coupled receptor activity. Gene Ontology annotation, cellular component: membrane. The coding region runs from base 1 to 942 and encodes 313 amino acids.
AUGGAACAAGACAAUCAAACCAUGGUGACAUUUUUCAUCAUAAAAGGAAUUUCAGACAUUCCAGAGUUGCAGGCUCCGAUCUUCCUUCUGGUUCUUUUUAUUUAUCUCUUCACUGUUGGUGGAAAUAUGACAAUUUUUCUGCUGGUCUGCCUGGAUCAUCAUCUCCACACCCCCAUGUACUUUUUCUUGGUAAAUCUAUCCAUGAUUGAUAUGUGCUCUACAACUGUCACUCUACACAAGAUCCUUCUUAUAGGUCUAACUGGGGAUCAAGCAAUUUCAUACUUCAGUUGCAUAGCCCAGAUAUAUUUCUUUGGAAGCUUCAUUAGUGAUGAACUAUUGUUCCUUACUGCAAUGAGUUAUGACAGAUAUGUAGCAGUGUGUAAUCCUUUGAGAUACACAGUUAUCAUGAAUCACAGGACCUGCACUCUUCUGGCCUCCGUCUGUUGGUCUCUUGGUUUUAUAGAAAUAUUACCAUAUGCUGUUUUGGUUACUGGCUUUUCCUGUUACGGAUCUAACAUAGUCAACCACUUCUUUUGUGACCUUGUGCCAGUCAUAAAACUCUCUUGCAGCAACACUUCGGUUCUGGAGAUUUUAUUCAUAGUUGAAGGGGUAGUCCUGCUGGCUCUUGGUCCUUUCUUGUUAACUGUUCUGUCCUACGUUUUUAUAAUCACUGCCAUACUAAGGAUUCAUUCCAGCACAGGAAGACGUAAAGCUUUCUACACAUGUUCCUCACACCUCACAGUUGUCAUCCUUCUCUAUACUACCUUAAUCUACCAAUACUUAAAACCCAUUACAGCCGAUAGUCUAGAGUACAAUAAGCUACUCUCCCUGUUUAACACAGCGGCUGUCCCCAUAUUGAACCCUCUCAUCUACAGCCUUAAAAACAAAGAUGUGAAGUCAGCUUUGAAGAAGAGAUUGCAGCUUCUGAAGUUUAAAAAAUAA